AGUGACAUGUUGGAUGUUAACCAAAUCAUCAAGGACCUGGCCUCCAUGGUGUAUGAGCAGGGAGAGACAGUAGAUAGCAUUGAAGCCAACCUCGAGACGGCUGCGUCUAAUGUGGAAUCUGCCAACGAGCAAUUGGCGAAGGCCAGCCACUACCAACGGCGAUCCAGGAAGAUGAAGUGCUGUUUCAUCUCCACGGGCCUGGUGGUUCUUCUGGUGAUCGUCAUAAUCAUCACAGUUUCUGUCAAGCAUUGAACCUGCCAAAAAGUUUUCACAGGAAUGUGAGCAUCGUGCUUUCCAGGGAG
Molecule: messenger RNA, 302 nt
Organism: Gekko japonicus
Lineage: Eukaryota; Metazoa; Chordata; Lepidosauria; Squamata; Gekkonidae
Product: t-SNARE domain-containing protein 1-like
Exons: 4
Biological process (GO): intracellular protein transport; vesicle fusion
Cellular component (GO): endomembrane system; SNARE complex
Molecular function (GO): SNARE binding; SNAP receptor activity
Source: RefSeq, a predicted model, not a curated record